This is a messenger RNA of Cuscuta europaea, 2887 nucleotides long. NCBI's taxonomy places the organism in Eukaryota, Viridiplantae, Streptophyta, Magnoliopsida, Solanales, Convolvulaceae. The record is from the annotation of a GenBank genome assembly.
GGGCGUGACGAGGCUUUUUUGUUCAGGUUAGUGCCCGUGAGUGUGUGGUUUGGGACUCUCAAGUGUACCCAAAACUUCUUCCCAAGUCCGAACAAUAUAUAUCCAUCCACCCUAUCGUGCCAUUUAAGAAACGCAAUAACUGACCCCAUGGGCACAAUACCAUCACACCAGAACCCCAUGAAAGGAUUCCAGUAACAGACAGUUCUAUCGGAGACGAACUGCUGAGGUAGAACAUAGCAGUUUGACUCGGACACCGUACAGAGUCCAACAUCAAUUGAAUUAUCUUUAUUAGUAAGUGGUAAGUAUAAUUUGGGGGUUUAAGUGGUAAGUAUAAUUUGGGUGUGGCUGGUUGGAAAACUUUGCUGUAAUGGAGCAAGGUACAGCUUCAAACCCUGCUCAACCAUCCGGAUCCUUUGACAAGUCAAGAGUGCUUGAGGUCAAGCCUUUAACAUGUUUAGUACCUGUAUUUCCAUCUGCGGGUGGAAUGUCACCUAUUGGGUCCCCACAACCUUCACCCUUUGUAUGUGUUCCUCCAACUGGCCCUUUUCCUCCUGGGGUUGCUCCCUUUUACCCAUUUUUAGCACACAACUCUGGAGGAAGACCAGCUGAACAAGGGUCAUCUGCUAAGCCCAUGUUCCCGACUCCUAUAAAAUCGUUCAGAACUCCAACUGAAAAUGGAAGUACUGCGAGAUCAAAGAGGACCAGUAGAAGAGUGGUAGAAGAUGACAAUGGCUGCAGUGAAUCCCAGAACCAGAGUGGCUCUAGCAUGCCUGUUAUUGACGAAGAGGACAGCAGUACAGGAGGACGAAAGGGAAAAUCUGAAAAAAAGGUGAGGACAAGGCCCAAGAUGGACAAUGCAUUUAUUGAAGCGUAUUAUGAACCAAUGCUUAACAAUCUUAUUGAAUUAUUCAAACUCACUGAUUUGGAUACGUAUAAGAAGGCUGAUGGUGACAAGGAAACUGUCAGGCGCUUAUUGUUGGCUUAUAAUUUGUUAAGAAGAAAGAUGACCGAAUCCGAGGAGAAGAGGGAGUCAAGUACUGUAGCUUUCAAACGCCCAGAUUUAAAAUCUGGGGCAAUGAUGAUGACAAAGGGGAUACGUACAAAUCUUACAAAGAGGAUAGGGAAUGUACCUGGGGUUGAAGUAGGAGACGUCUUCUUUUUCAGAAUGGAGCUAUGUUUGGUUGGGGUGCAUGCCCAAAGUAUGGGGGGUAUAGAUUUCAUGAGUGUAAAAUCAUCUCUGUAUGAAGAACCUCUUGCUCUCUGCAUCGUCUCUUCAGGAGGAUAUGAAGAUGAGGGAAGUGAUGCAGAUAUGCUGAUUUACACUGGACAGGGUGGGGUCCAAAGAAAGGAUGGGCAAAUGUUUGAUCAGAAACUUGAAAGGGGAAAUCUUGCUCUGGAGAAGAGCCUGCAUCGUGCCAAUGAAGUCAGAGUUAUUAGGGGUUUAAAAGAUUAUAUGUCAGUAGGUGGGAAGGUCUACCUGUAUGAUGGUUUGUACAAAAUUGAGGAGUCAUGGGCAGAGAAUAACAAGUCCGGGCUCAACAUUUUCAAGUACAAAUUGGUCAGGUUGCCUGGACAGCCUGAGGCUUAUACCUUGUGGAAAAAAAUUCAGCAAUGGAAGGACGGUCUUGCUGUACGGCCUGGUAUUAUCUUAUCAGACCUGACGUCUGGUGUGGAGAGUCAACCAGUUUGUCUGGUCAACGAGGUUGAUAAUGACAAGGAACCCACUCAUUUCACGUAUAUCCGAACUCUUAAAGACCCAAAACCCUUUUUAAUGCUCAAUGAUUCUUUGAGCUGUCACUGCACAGGUGGAUGUCGUCCUGGUAACUCCAGCUGCCCUUGUCUCCAGAGAAAUGGAGGUUUUUUGCACUAUAGUGCCCUCGGAGUUCUCUUGACCUACAAAUCUUUUAUACACGAGUGUGGUCCGUCCUGUUCCUGCCCUCCGAACUGCCGAAACCGAAUAUCUCAAGCAGGUCUUAAGGCCCGUUUGGAGGUUUUCAAAACAAGGAAUCGAGGAUGGGGACUUAGGUCGUGGGACCCUAUUCGCUCAGGUGGUUUUAUAUGCGAGUUUGCGGGCGAAGUCAUUGAUGCAUCAAGGGCAGGUGAGUAUGGGAGCGAAAGUGGGGAUAGCUAUAUGUUUGAUGCCACUCGUAACUAUCCACCAUUGGAAGUUGUGCAAGUUGGUCAGAGUAAUUCUCCACAAAUCCCAUUCGCCCUUGUUAUAAGUGCAAGAAGUUAUGGGAAUGUAGCUCGUUUUAUGAACCAUAGUUGUUCACCAAAUGUGAUGUGGCAGCCUGUUGUGCUUGAGAAUAAUAAUGAGGCAUAUUAUCAUGUUGCCUUCUUCGCCAUCGGCCACAUUCCACCUAUGCAGGAGCUGACUUUUGAUUAUGGAGUGAUACCAUCAAAUAGAGCAGCAGAUUGCAGGAGGAAGAGGUGUUUGUGUGGGUCACCAAACUGCAGAGGAUUUUUUUACUAGCUAUGGAGCUUCAGAUAAUAUCAUCAUCUGCACAAUGACUAGAGCCUAAAAGACACGGAUCCAGCAAUGCCCCUGAAUAAAAUCGUAAACUUGUUUGGGGUUGUUAGCUUGUAGAUUCAAGGGAUCUCUAUAUUGAUUUAUCUAGUUACUUGUACUCUGUUCGGUUGUACUCGGCAAAAUCUUGUUAACUCCUAUAUAGCAUGGACCUAAUGUGUACUCUUUUGCCUCCUACAGUCUUUGUAAGCCAAUGUAGAAACUACAUGCAGAAUUCUGUUGAAGUGUUGUGCUCUCCCAACUUGUGUAGAUAUGUGAUCGACUCAUCGACCAUUAACCAUGAUAUAUUUCGGAUAAUAACUUUUUGACACACACACAUAUAUGUUUUGAUUCAAAUAAGAAAAAAUCAAGAAAUUUCCA